AAAAAUUCCCUAAAAAGCAUUGUGCGAUAGAAAUGUACGUUGGUGGCAAAAAUCAGGUUCAUACAAAAAAAACUAGAAUGAAAGUGCAUAAAAUCAAUUUAAAAUAAAAUUUACAACACCAAUAAUGCGUAAUUAGUUAAUUAAAGUUUUGGAUUUAACUUUAACUUGUUCUUUUUUUACAAAAAAAGUGAUUAAAACUCAUCACCUGAUGUUAAUUCUACAGGUAGUUUAUCCCCUCCACCAUUUCUUUUCGUUUUAACUUCUGAAGAGUUAGUUUUUCUUAGUUUUCGCCUAAAAAUGAAACGAAAUUUGUCGACGAUUUUAAAUUCUCGAAUUAAAAGCUUUGAGGAAAUUCCUGGACCUUUUUCGAUUCCGAUUUUGGGUACUUUGUACCAAUAUUUUCCUGUAAUAGGCAGAUAUAAAUUUGAUCGCUUACAACGAAAUGGAAUGGAAAAAUAUCAAAGAUAUGGACAAAUCGUUCGAGAACAAAUCAUUCCUGGGAUAAAUCUUGUAUGGCUUUUUAAUCCGGAUGAUAUCCAAACAAUAUUUAGGAAUGAAGGAAAAUAUCCACAAAGAAGGAGUCAUUUGGCGCUAAAAAAAUAUAGAUUAGAUAGACCAAUGGUUUAUAACACCGGGGGACUAUUACCAACUAAUGGAUCUGAUUGGUUACGACUUAGAAGUAUUUUUCAAAAAGGAUUAAGUAGUCCAAAAGCUGUAGAAAAUUUUUUACCAAUUUCCAACCAAGUGGUACAAGAAUGGGUGUUAAUUGUUAAAGAUUUAUCAAAAAAAGAAAGUUUCGAUUACCUCCCCCAAAUAUCCAGAUUAUUUUUAGAACUAACUGGAGUUGCUGCUUUUGAUAUUCGCUUGGAUAGCUUUUCAAAACAGGAGUUACACCCAAAUUCGAGAUCAUCAAAACUAAUAAAAGCUCCCUAUACAUCAAAUAGUUGCAUACUAAAACUUGAUAAUGGACCUCAAUUAUGGAAAAAAUUCGAUACACCUUUAUAUAAAAAGUUUAAGAAAGCCCAAAUUUUUAUGGAGGAAGUAGCCAUUGAUUUAUUAUCAAUAAAGUUAUCGUUAUUUCAAGAAAAUGGGCCACAAACUAAAUCACUUUUAGAAAGCUAUUUAUCUUCGCCUAAUUUAGAUUUUAAAGAUGUGAUUGGAUUCGCUUGUGACUUUUUAUUAGCUGGUAUUGAUACGAGCACAUAUACCACAUCAUUUAUUCUAUAUCAUUUAGCAAAAAAUCCACAAUCGCAACAAAAACUGUACGAAGAAUCAUUAAAGUUACUCCCAAGCCCCUUUAGCGCGGUUACAAAAGAAAUUUUAUCUCAAGCGUAUUACGCAAAAGCAGUUUUAAAAGAAUCUCUUCGAUUAAGACCGAUUUCAGUUGGUGUGGGGCGAAUUUUAGAGAAAGAUACCGUUCUUUCGGGAUAUAAUGUUCCAAAAGAGACCGUAAUAAUUACCCAAAACCAAAUUGCGUGUCGAUUAGAAACAAAUUUCCCAAAUCCAAACGAUUUUAUUCCCGAACGAUGGAUUAAAGAGCACGAAUUUUAUAAACCAAUCCAUCCAUUUCUUGUGUUACCUUUUGGACAUGGUGCAAGAUCGUGUAUUGCUCGGAGAUUGGCUGAACAAAAUAUGUUAAUUGUGAUUAUGAAAUUAAUAAGAUGUUUUGAAAUUGGUUGGAGUGGACCAGAUCUUGACACAAAAUCUUUACUUAUUAAUAAACCUGAUGGAUCAAUUACUUUGACCUUUAAAUCGAGACAGGGACGUAAAAUUGAAUAAAUCUUAUUUUUUCAAGUUAAAACAUACAUAAUUAAUUAAAAAACAUUAAAAGUAGAGAAAAAUUUAAUACUGCUAUUUGAAUUUAUAACCUUUUAAAUAAAUAUUUGUUUAAUGA
Messenger RNA from Onthophagus taurus, 1894 nucleotides. Its product is annotated as Cytochrome P450 302a1, mitochondrial. Gene Ontology annotation, molecular function: iron ion binding; oxidoreductase activity, acting on paired donors, with incorporation or reduction of molecular oxygen; monooxygenase activity. The record is from RefSeq and is a predicted model, not a curated record. NCBI's taxonomy places the organism in Eukaryota, Metazoa, Arthropoda, Insecta, Coleoptera, Scarabaeidae.